Messenger RNA from Strongylus vulgaris, 918 nucleotides. NCBI's taxonomy places the organism in Eukaryota, Metazoa, Nematoda, Chromadorea, Rhabditida, Strongylidae. The record is from the annotation of a GenBank genome assembly.
AUGGUUACGUUUAGAAAUGAGAAUCUAAGGAAGCGUUGGAAUGCCGUACUUGAGACAACUAAUCACAGACGUUUGGCUUUCGAACAGGCGCUUCUCGACAGUAGCGCGUUUGACGAAGCCAUCCUAGAACUAGAGUCUUGGAUCGAUGUUGAAUUAGCUAAAAAUGCAGCGAGUGACGGACGUGUGCAUGGCGAUGUGGACACUGUGAAAACCCUUGUAGAUGAACACAGGAAGCGCGAAGCCGAAAGAUUAUCUAAGAAGAGAGGAUUAGAUACCGUAAUGAGCAAGGCAGCUAAGCUGUCUUCCAGCGAUAAUGAUGAGAACAGCCACAUCAAUGAAGUGUGCAGCCGAGUAAAUAUGAAAUGGGAACAACUGGAAGAGCAAGCUCGUGCUCGGUCUGAAGCUCUCGAAGACGCGACUAAACGAGCUGCUGAUUUUGAUAGGAGGGUCCAUGAUAUUCUUGACUGGCUCGUGGAGACGGAGGGAAAACUUGCGAUGUCCACAAGCGAUUAUGCCAUCGCAUUGUCCCGAGUGGAGGAUAUCAAGACUGAACUUCAUAACAACCGCGAGAGGCGCGAUUCCUGCCUUGAUGCUGGUCGUGAAAUUCAAGCAAAAUGCCAUCCCCGUGCUGAACAACCCAUGAAGCAUUGGUUACGGGUUGUAGAGAACAGAUGGAGGGAAGUCGAAGAAAAAGCAUCCGAGCGCGAGUUUAGCCUUCUAGAGCAACAGCAACAGGAAAAAGAGCGAGAAGAGGCUCUUUUCGAAUUGCUGGAGUUCGUGGCCCAAAAAAGAGAGGAACUGAACAAGAUGCUUGCUCAAGCACUUCCUCAAGACCUAGACUCUAUGGGCAAAGCUCAGGCGGAGCAGGAGAAAUUCGAUAAUGAGCUGCGAGAAAAGCAAGCACAGGUUGAUGGUGCG